AUGAGGGAGAUCCAGGCGGCCGCCAAGGCGUGCGCGGACGUUGAGCUUCCGCUUGAGGCACUUGAGUACAUGGUUACCAUGGAUCCGGUUACCAUGUAUAACCCGCCCAGUAUGCAGGUGGAUGUGCGCAGUGGGAGGUUCACGGAGUUUGAGAAUAUUGUUGGUGAGACGGUGCGCGAGGGGAGGGUGAAGAGGGUUGCUAUGCCUACAUUGACGGUGUUGUAUGGGAUACUCAAGGCGAUUCAGUGGCGCACGAAGGAGAAGAGGGGUUUGGUUACGGUGCCGGAGCCGGAAGAUCAUACGGUGAAGAAGUGA
Messenger RNA from Aspergillus homomorphus CBS 101889, 315 nucleotides. RefSeq names its product ketopantoate reductase family protein. Gene Ontology annotation, cellular component: cytoplasm. The transcript has a single exon. Bases 1 to 315 code for a protein of 104 amino acids. Gene Ontology annotation, molecular function: oxidoreductase activity. The record is from RefSeq and is a predicted model, not a curated record. Lineage: Eukaryota; Fungi; Ascomycota; Eurotiomycetes; Eurotiales; Aspergillaceae.